AUGUUUUCUGUCAUAUUAACAAUUUUCCAUAUUUUGAUUGCAUUAUUUUCAUUAGUUUUGGUGCAUCAAGGUCUAAAGAAAUUUAAUACUCCUUUAUACAAGAAACUAAAUAUUCCUGAAAAGUAUAAACCCUUUAGAAGAACAGAUAUAGAUAAUUGGAAUAAAUGGGAAAUGUAUAUCUGCAGCAUAAUUUUAUUUCCUUUCAGAUCAUUUAUGUGCUUUGUAAUAUUGAUAUUAUUUAUACUAACAAUGUAGGUAGCAACAAUAGGUAAAGUUUUUCAUAUAUUUUUUUAGGUUUUAAACUAAAAGAUCCUUGGCCUGAGUCUAGAUUGAAAAUAUUUAAGCCAUUAUUAUAAAGUUUGGCAAAAGCUUAUUUUUAUGCUAGUGGAUUUAUUUUCAUAAAAGAAAAAAGAUUGAGGUAAAAAUCAGUAAUACUUAUAAAAAGAUUUGAAGAUUUUAUUCCUGGCUACAAAGCAACAGAAUUAAGUAAAGGAUAGCCUUCAAUAAUAAUUUCAAAUCAUAAUAGUUAAUAUGAUACAGUAGCUUAUAUAUAUAAAUAUUUACCAUCAUUUAUUUCAAAAUUGUCAGUAAGUAAGUAUCCAAUUUUCGGAUAAAUCACAACAUCAUUAAAAUCAAUAUAUGUUGAUAGGAGUAGUGAAGAGAGCAGAUAAAAAUGUAUUACAGAUUUAGCAGAGAGAGUGAAAUAAAUAAAUUAAGGUGAAUAGUAUCCUCCUGUGAUUAUCUUUCCAGAAGGAACAACAACAAAUGGAGAAUUUUUAAUUCCAUUUAAAAGAGGUGCUUUUGAUCCAUUAUUGCCAGUGAAAAUUUGUUGUUUGAAAUAUUCAAAAAGAAGAUUUCAUCCAGUUAUGGAUGUAAUUGGUAUUGGAUAUAUGACAUUGUUUACUCUAAAUUAAUUUCUUAAUGAAGUAGAAAUCAUAGAAUUUUAAGGUUUAUUUGAUCCAACAUAUCUUAAUUUACAAAAUUAUCCAUAAGAAUAAAGGGUAUUAUAAUAAGUUUAUAAUUUAGGGGGAAAUAUAUGCAGAAGCAUGUAGAAAAGUAAUGGCAUAAGCUUUAGGAAUUAAUUUAAUUGAAGCCACUUUUAGAGAUAGUAUGGAGUAUUUUGAUGAAUAUGUCACAGGCAAAAUUAAAAUAGAAUGA
Molecule: messenger RNA, 1158 nt
Organism: Paramecium sonneborni
Lineage: Eukaryota; Ciliophora; Oligohymenophorea; Peniculida; Parameciidae
Source: the annotation of a GenBank genome assembly